AUGAAAAUAAAGAAGAAGAAGAAGAAGAAGAAGAAGAAGAAGAAGAAGAAGAAGAAGAAGAAGAAGAAGAAGAAGAAGAAGAAGAAGAAGAAGAAGAAGAAGAAGAAGAAGAAGAAGAAGAAGAAGAAGAAGAAGAAGAAGAAGAAGAAGAAGAAGAAGAAGAAGAAGAAGAAGAAGAAGAAGAAGAAGAAGAAGAAGAAGAAGAAGAAGAAGAAGAAGAAAACAACCACCGUCCCUUAA
Messenger RNA from Closterium sp. Yama58-4, 240 nucleotides. The record is from the annotation of a GenBank genome assembly. Lineage: Eukaryota; Viridiplantae; Streptophyta; Zygnematophyceae; Desmidiales; Closteriaceae.